UCAUCAACCCAAUUUACCAUCUCUCUCCAUCUUUUUCAUUUCCUCAUCAGCCAUGGCUGUUUCUCUUUUCUCAAUUCCCCCCAAGCCUCCCUUCUCCCUUCAAACUCACACUUCUUCUUCACAUUACUAGUCCCUCCCAAUUUCUCUCCACUCUGGAAUUCGCGAGAUUUUGGUUUUAUCUCUUGGUCCUUGCUGCUCCCCAUUUCUCUCUGUCUUUAUAUAUGCGCCUUUGCAUUUGGAAAUUGGAACUCGCUUCCCAUUGAUAUUCUCAUUGUCUGUUGAUCCUUAUCUUUCUCUAUGCAUGCAUAUGCUGCCCGAGUGUCUUCUUAUGCCUGAUUCUGUAAAUUAAAUGUGUUUUUUAAUAUGAGCUGAGACGCCUCAUUCUUCCACCAAUGGAGAUUGUCACCGGAGAUCGAUAUCUGGAGAAACUGGUCAAGUUUGUGGAGGAGCAUGCGGAGUCCUUGCUCGAAGGGACUCAGGUGUUGAAGCUCAAUCCCGCGGGGCUUUGGUACGUGCAGUCGCGGCUGGAAGCCCUGCGGGAGCUUGAGAGGAUGCUAGCCGGCGCGCCCGUCGACUACCUCCGCGCCUACGUCUCGGACCUCGGGGACCACCGGGCCGUCGAGCAGCUGCGCAGGAUACUUCGCCUUCUCACAUCAUUGAAGGUCGUUUCCUCACUUCCUCCUCCCAUACGGGAUCCCACCCCUCUCGCGCUCUUGCCUUUCGGGAGGCUCAGGGUCCUGGAACUCAGGGGCUGUGAUUUGUCCACUUCUGCUGCCAAGGGCUUGCUUGAGCUGAGGCAUACUCUGGAGAAGAUAAUUUGCCACAAUUCGACUGAUGCACUACGACAUGUUUUUGCGAGUAGGAUAGUGGAAAUAAAGGACUCACCGCACUGGAACCGUUUGUCCUUUGUUUCUUGUGCAUGUAACCGUUUGGUGCUCAUGGAUGAGUCUUUACAACUUCUCCCUGCUGUCGAAACACUUGAUUUGAGUCGAAACAAGUUUGCAAAGGUGGAUAGUCUUCGGAAAUGUACCAAACUGAAGCACCUGGAUCUCGGCUUCAAUAAUCUCAGAACGAUUUCCUACUUUAGUGAGGUGUCCUCUCAUAUUGUUAAACUUGUUUUGAGGAACAAUGCUCUAACUACAUUGCGUGGGAUUGAGAAUUUGAAGUCGCUUGAAGGCCUUGAUCUUUCCUACAAUAUUAUUUCCAAUUUUUCAGAGCUAGAGUUCCUUGUGGACUUUGAAUCAUUUUACAUUUUGCAGAAAAAGGUAUCUCGCCUUGCUGCUAUUGUAAGUGACGAAGAGAGCACUUAUGUUUGUUCUGACCAAGAGUCUGCAUCAUGUGACAAUGAGAUUCAGAGCAAAGACGAGAAUGUCAAAUCAGAUGAUGAAGCUGAAAUUGCUGAUCUGAUUAAACAAGUGGAACGGCUGAAGAAAGAGCGUUCCGUUCUCUGGCUUCGAGAGUUUAAGGAUUGGAUGGAUCAUUCAUCUGAAAAUUGUGUAGAUGUCAGUAAUGAUCAUUUGGCUACUCAUACUGAGUAUGAAAAUUUUAUGAAGAAUAAGAAACGCCAGGAGCAUCAUGGUGAAAGUUCAAGAAACAUGUUGGGCUCUAUACAAGCUUCAGGAGAUGAGAGAAGUACAAACAUUUUAAAGCCUGAUAAUCCUUUUGCAGAUACAGCAACUGGUUUCCAUUCCCAUCAAAACACAGAUAAUAAUGACCUAGUGGGGGCUACUGGUGGAAUUCUUUUACCAGGUGUUUGGAGAAUGGAUCCUAGGGAUGAGCAUCAACCUCCUUAUUUGCCUGAAGGGAACAGUAAUUUAUUCAUGCAGGCUAAAAAUUUACAUCCUGAUACUUUCACAACGGAAGAUCAAAGGAUAGUUGAAAAUGAUAUUAUACCACAGUUGACUGCAACUGAUGAUAUAACAGAGUCUCGUUCUUCCUCUGUCUAUCCUGGAUCACCGCCUCAUUAUCGAGAGGAUGUUCUGCAUCGACGCCAUAAUUUGGUGGAAGAAAUUUUGCAACUAUCAGCAGAGUCUUUUUCUGUGGCAUCAUCUGACAGUAAUACCAGCUGUUGUGAAGAUGAGUCUUGUGAAUCUGAGCAAUUGUGUCUUGAAGGUCGUCAGUCACUGGACCAAGAAUGUACAACUAUGUGCACAGAACAGCUUUCGUCAUCUGUUUUUCAUGUAGACAACUCUUUAGAACUGGGAGAUGAGAUUCCCUUGUGCAGAGAAGUGGCUCUAAUACUAAGUAGUGAAAACAAGUUCUACGUACUGCUGCUUGGUGUUGCACUUGAUGGAUCAGGGGCUAUCUUAAGUCUACUUGGUUGGCAUAAGGUUGAAGAUAUUAGAGACAUUUUAGUUGGUCUAGGACUUCAGGUUCUGAGGAUGUACAUUGAGGGUGAUGGUACAUAUCUUCUAAUAACAAGGAGCAUUGAAAAAUCAACGCAGUUACUCCACACAUUACAAUCUUUUGAGUCCCACGCAGCUGAUAAAUUUGCUUUGAGAAGUUUGGAGCAGGUUCAGGUUGAGUUAUUUGGAAAGCAAAUUUGUGAAGGUUUGAGGCAGAGCCUAUUUCAGUAUUCAAUGGUCAUUUUUUGUUGCAGUUAUGGUGAAGGUAUGCCU
This is a messenger RNA of Carica papaya (papaya), 2618 nucleotides long. NCBI's taxonomy places the organism in Eukaryota, Viridiplantae, Streptophyta, Magnoliopsida, Brassicales, Caricaceae. The record is from RefSeq and is a predicted model, not a curated record.